Molecule: messenger RNA, 3675 nt
Organism: Aphanomyces astaci
Lineage: Eukaryota; Oomycota; Saprolegniomycetes; Saprolegniales; Verrucalvaceae
Exons: 13
Coding region: 1-3675 (1224 amino acids)
Molecular function (GO): nucleic acid binding; zinc ion binding
Source: RefSeq, a predicted model, not a curated record
AUGGUCGUACCCUCCAAGAUUCUGCGCAUCGCUCACGAUGAGAUUGCGCGCCUCACGCGCCCUUUAGAGUCGGAAACGCCAUCGGCUUCUCGUCUGAAGUCGAUCAAGCUGGAUGUUGCCAAAUUCGGUGGAGCGGAGUCUGACAUACUGCUCCGCUGGCUUUUACAAGUCAGCACUGCUGCUGACGCUCAGCGUAUCCCCGACGACGCCACCCGCGUGGCUUUCGCGAUGUCGCACUUGAAGGGUCAUGCGGAAGAUUGGGCGUUCUCCAAACGCUUGACGGACCGCCACUGCUUCGCGUCCUUCACGUAUCUGGCAUACAAGCAAGGGAAACACUCCCUUCAAGAGUUCAUCCAUGAUCUUCGCUUCUUUGCUGCGAACAUCAACGAUGAAGAGUCACUCCCGGAGCCCCUAUGGGUGACCGUUUUCAUGGACGGUCUCAACCAAGGCCCAGCGCGCACACAGCUGUUUCGCGCCUACCCGGACACCUUCGAAGCAGCCGUCCGAAUCGCGCUUUCGGAAUCAUUUUCCUCCUCCUUUGCGCACGCACGCGCGGCUUCCUCGGACAUGGAUGUCUCCAUGCUUACCCAGCCAUCGGACGACCGCACGUGUUUCAAUUGCGGUCACCCUGGACACUUUUCCCGCGCAUGUCCGGCACCUCGCCGUGUGGCGUCAGCCGCGCCUACCUCACACGGUUCCUCCCGUGCCGCGCCAGCCAGAUACCCACUCGCGUCACCCCUCCGAGCGGUCCACCUAACCGCUUCAAUCGCGAACGCCAUGGCGCCUCACGCCCACCUUUCCUCCCCGCUCCAGGCUCGAGUGCGGCGGGAAAUGGUGUGUGGCGCGCUGAAACACUCUCAAGACCUAGCCUCGGACACAGACCUUCUUCUGUGUAGUGUUGGGCUCCAACUCAACAAAAUGAUUCGUUUGGAACUUGUCGUGACUGUCUUUCCGGCCAGGCUCUCUGUUUUAAUCGAUUGUGGGGCGUGGAACAACUACGCCAGCCGCUCCACUCUCUAUCGCUUCAACGGCUUACCUUCUUCGGAUCCCUCCGACAGGGUUCGCGUCAAGAUGGCCGACGGCCACACUGCGUCUCAACCACGCAUUAUCGUCGACGUUCCCAUCACCUUCGACGGUUUCGACUCGGUCGAACCGUUCAAUGCCAAAUCCGUGCACAAGGUUACUUGGCUCAACGCGAGCCAACCCUGGAUUCAUCGGCGGGCUGCCGAUCGCCUUCCCCCGUCCACCACCAACCCGCUUGGUCCUCCGUUAGAGGCGAUGAGUAAUGAUCUCGCCUCUCCUAACCCCGCAGCACGCUUGCUGGCCCCAGUGCCCGCGUCCCCAACGGACCCAGCCACGGCUCCGCUAUCGCCCCCGAUAGCUGCCUCGACCUUGGCGGCCACGUUUAUCGAAGAAACGUGUAACUUGAACGAACUCCCUUGGACGUCUUCCGAGAUCCUGGCACUGCCAGAGAUGAGCUUCCACUCGCUCGUGGAAUCUCUCCGCGCCCACGAUAUCGCCGCCUUGGCGAUGAUCACUGUCGAAGAAGAGACGGAUCUCUUUUCGACCUCGACCGCAGAUUAUUCGGCCCUCGCCGCUCCUCUGAAGUCCCAGACGUGGGACUCCCUGCGAUCCAGCCCCUAUUACGACCUCCUCAAAGAGUUUGAGGACGUCUUCCCCGACGAUGUGCCCUGCCGACUCCCCAUCGAUAAGGGCGUUCAACACGAGAUUGACCUCGUGUCCGGCGCUAAGUAUUGCGUCACGCGGCAAUGGCCGCUUCCUCGUGACCAAGUCGACGCCAUGGACGCCUUCUUCGCGGCCCGAAAGGCGGCGGGUCACGUCCGCGAGAGCAUUUCCCCGCACAGCAGCCCGACCUUCUGUGUGAAGAAGCCCGGGGGGAAAUGGCGUAUUGUCCACGCCUUUAACAAAUUGAACGCAGCCACGAUUCCGGCUCAGACGCCGAUUCCUCUCAAGGACGUUAUUAUCGACGGCAUGGGUCGAUCUACCAUUUUCUCCACCAUCGACCUCCGCGAUGGCUUUUGCCAGAUCCUGAUGCAUCUAUGGUCUCUCCAACGCCCGGCGACGUUCAACCGCAUGGUCACCGCGAAGUUCCUCGGGUUUCGCGACUUCGCACCGUCGUACUUCGACGACAUUUACGUGUUUGAAGUCCUCCGUGCCAACGGACUCUAUGCCAACCUCGCCAAAUGCAUGUUUGGCGUCGACAAAAUCCCGGUCCUGGGAGAUUUGGUGGGGGAUCUUCGUCGCUUGCUGGGCCUUGCGACGUACCUCCACAAAUACUCGCAAAACUUUGCGGACAUCGCCCAGCUGGUGUUUCGGCUUCUCCUCAAGGACGCUCCUUGGCUCGACGCCUCCGGUCGCCCACGCCCGGUUUCCUACCAAAGCCGCCAACUUCACGCGGCUGAGCGGGCGUACCCAGCCCUAACCAAGUUCCGCAUCUACCUCCUCGGCGGUAAACCCUUCGUGGUUUACACCGAGCAUGCGUCAUUACGCACGGCAACGAACACACCGCACCUUUCGCAGCGCAUGGCGCGCUGGAUUUCGUUCUUCACCGAAUUCACAUUUUCGGUUCAGUACAAGCCCGGGAAGGACAACAUCCUGGCCGACGCCCUGUCUCGGUGUCCUGAUCUCGAACUGACCACGAUCGGUCUUUUGACGUCCGGUUUUCAUGAUCGGGUUUCGUCUUUGACGCUGACUGCUCGUCGCGCCUGGCGGCGCUCACCGACCCCGUUUCCCCCAACGUUUCCCCCAAACCCCGCCGCGCUUCGUCGGCCUUACACUAGCCGAUGGAAUUUUGAUGUUCCAACCCACCGCGGACUCGCCCCCGCGCAAUUAUCGUGCCCGGCGACGCGCAGCUGCGCCUCACUCUCCUUCGGUCGUACCACGACUGCCCCAGUGGCGGCCAUUUUGACCGCGACAAAAUGCACGCGGUCUUGGCGCCGCACUAAGAUCACCACAUCUUCUCGGGCACCGUUCCAACCCUUGCCUAUUCCCAACGAACUUUGGUCGUCCGUCAGCAUGGAUUUGAUGUUUGUCCAGCCGCGCGACGCCCGCAGCAACACCGGCAUUAUGGUUUGUGUCGACCGUGCGUCGAAAUACGUUGUUGCCCUCCCCGUCCGGGACAUGCUGAACGGCGCGGACGCCGCUCCGUCGUCGAAGCCCAUACGCUCGACCAGGCGCUCGCAGGUAGCACCGAAAACCCGCUUGGCGUCAACCGCGCCCCUUGCACUUGCGCCGCCGCCGACAUCGUCGCUUGACCCCGAGGAGGUGAGCGCCCUGGCACCGCCGAUCGCCCACGCGAGCGCGAUCGUGGGAUCGUGGGAUCGCGAUGGACAGCGCCGGGUCGGCUGUUCGCUGUGCGAGUUUGCGCCGCAUAUUUACGCGGGCGGCGAUCCGUGCGACAGACCGAGCGUCCAAAUGCCCAUGCUUCUGUCGCCGCACCCCGGCGAAAUUGGACAGCGAAUUGACUACUGUCAGCGGCAACUGCACAUGCCACCCGCUGCCUUGUCCGACAAGCGUCCACACAAACGCUACAAGCCACACAGCACACGAAAUGCAGCCACAUGCACCGUUGCCACCGCCAACUGGACAGCCACACGCAUCACCACUCACCAUGACACAACCACGAAUAAACCAGAACUCUUCCCUAGCAAGUAA